AUGUCCCACUCCACAUCCGAUAUCACAGCGCAACACUUCGAAGCACUUCAUCUCCGAAUACACGAAAAUGUUGCGUUAGAGGAUCUUUUCCCUCAGGCAGCGGAUUUCCUACCUCCAGCGGAAUGGGCUGUCCCUGACGGCCGUCCAAAAAAGCAGCAUUCCGCCCAAGAAACGGCAAACGGAUCGCAGACCGAAGAAACACUCAACGGUACAGGCCAUCGCCCAGAUUACAACCUCUUUUGCGAGCGCGUAAAGGAACUUCAGUUUGAUAACGAUGACGCUUUCCGUUCUAUCCACCGUCUGCCACCAAGAGACGAGUCCAAACGCCAAAUCCGGCCGGCAUUUUUCCGAAAGUUUUAUAAUUCUUUGGACCUAAUGUCUCAGUAUUGGGACACGAGCCUUGAUCAGUAUAUCCGCGAUCCUGAAACUGCAAAGGAUGAGGACUUUAUGGAAGUGGAUGAGCCUCGUAAACGAGCUAAGCUCAUGGAGGGCAUUGAACGACGAGAAGGCUACACAUACAAAGGUCGUCGUCUCGGCACGGGUCGAGAUAUGCCCGAACAUUUUCGCGAAGACGCUGUCAAGACUUUCGUUGAAGUCGUCGCAUGGGCAAUGGGAUGUCAGGUUCUCAUGCCCCGCCUCUUACCUCGUCUUAUACUUCAAAAUGCCCUAAUUCCAGUCCGUUCCACCGCCGAAGUUUUCCGCACUCCUAACGAUAGGCACCGUGCUCGUCAAGGAUGCGUCGAGGGUCCUGUGAUGGCAAUCCAGUGCCGCCCGGACACAGGCUUUCGAAUUGGCGACGGAGAAGGAAUUGAUUAUGAUGGGGAAAACCUCGACCUGAUAAAGGAAGUCUCAACCAUGCUUUUUAUUGCGCAAGAACGUGCUCGUCAGGAUCAGCCAGAGUUCCGACCGGGAGAAGGCAAAUGGUGGACAACCACGCCUCGCUGGGGAGGGCCGCCUGGUGGCGUAGUCACAAAGGAAGAUGCUGAAACAAAUGUUGGUGCACGUCCACCUCAAGCACCCCAGAUCUCGUCCAAGCCGGGUGACGCAACACGUAAACCUAGAAUUCCCAGGACCAAACGCGAGAAACCCAAGGAUGCUAAAAUCGAAUCAUGGAAGCUUCUCCGCCCAGGGAUGCCAUUGUGGGAUCCUAAGGUUACCUACCUACAUAUUGGUAGAGACAAGAAUGACGAGUUUGAUAAUAUCUACAUGAUAUCCUCCUUGAAUCACCAUAUAUCCAUUCUUCGAAUGCGAGUGCACCCGCUUUAUCUCCAUUAUAUUCGUACGGGUAUUCCUCAUCCUACCUCAGCGGACUAUCCCUUUCCAGCUGGCUCGGCAUUAUCAGCCGCCCCUUCUCCGGGUUCCCCUUCCUCUGCGUCCACUCCAUGGUAUGUUCUCGAUUUGCAGCGCUCCAAGUGGUAUGAUCUGUUCUCCCGAGAGGACCGGAUCGAGGCGAUGCGUGGGAUUUGGGGUGUUAUGGCUUACAUGAUGCGCUCGAGCGAAUGACGUUGAUCACUGCUGAAAGGACUCACCUCUGCGGAGGAAUUUGAAUGGGGGGGCAAAGAGUUGGCGAUUCUCCUUUUUUCUUUCACAUAGUCUCUCAUGUAAAAACUAAG
Messenger RNA from Xylona heveae TC161, 1613 nucleotides. RefSeq lists its product as hypothetical. NCBI's taxonomy places the organism in Eukaryota, Fungi, Ascomycota, Xylonomycetes, Xylonales, Xylonaceae. The record is from RefSeq and is a predicted model, not a curated record. The coding region runs from base 1 to 1503 and encodes 500 amino acids. The transcript is spliced from 3 exons.